This is a messenger RNA of Arctia plantaginis, 498 nucleotides long. The record is from the annotation of a GenBank genome assembly. NCBI's taxonomy places the organism in Eukaryota, Metazoa, Arthropoda, Insecta, Lepidoptera, Erebidae.
AUGGCAGACUUUGAUGCGAUAUAUCCUGAUGAGACGGAAAUUGAAGAGAAUAUAGAAGAAACACAUGUGACUCUAGUGCCUGAUCCGAUAAUCGUUCGAGGGGCUGGUAACAUGACAGUUUUUGGUCUAAGCAACCGAUUCAACUGCGAGUUCCCUUCGGGCCUGCAAUCACGCGUUGCUCCAGAGGAGUAUCAAGCGACGGUGGCGCGGAUCAAUAGUGUAUUAAAAAAGACGUUACCUGUAAACGUCAAGUGGCUCUUCUGCGGCUGCGUAUGCUGCUGCUGCACUUUAGGCUGUUCUCUCUGGCCAGUUAUAUGCCUGAGUAAAAGGACGCAACACUCUUUGAACAAACUACUCGAAUGGGAGAACAGCCGACUGUACAACAAGUUAGGACUACGUUGGCGACUUACAAAGCAACAUUGCGACUCCUCCUCAAUGAUGGAAUAUGUACUUCUUAUAGAGUUUAUUCCUAAGAUACCCAUAUACAGACCUGACUAA